GCCCCCUCCCCGCGGCCCCUCCGCCGCCUGCUCGACCGCCUCCCGCCGGCCCCGUGCACGCCUCACCUCAGGGACGGCUCUGCGGGCUGCGGACCCCGAGAGCCGCCCGGCCGAGCCGAGCGGAGCCGAGCCGUGCGUGCGGCGGGGGCGCAGAGCUUCUCGGCGGCGGUCAGUCCCGCGGCGCUGCCAUGCGGGCGAGCAGAGGCGGGGCGGGCUCGGCUGCUAGCAGCGUCCUGCAGCGCGCACCCGCAUGGCUCGGCGUGCGGACAGCACCGGCUGCCGGCGGCGGCGGGGCCGGCGGGGCGGCGGCCAAUGGCUCCCGCGGCGCCGCGCAUGUGAGGGCCGGGCCGGGCCGGCCCCGCCCGCUCGCCCCCCGCGCAGCCGCCGCGCUCAGGUGCCGCGGGCCGGGGGCGGGAGCCGCCGGGGCUGCGCCGGGACGUGUCCGCGGGGCGCGGCGGGAGCCGAGCGGCGGGCGGCAAAGCCUGUGGGGUGUUCUCGGUGCGCAGGGAACCAAAAAGUCGAAGGCAGCUUUAGCUUGGGCUGGGGGCGGCAACGCUAGGAUCGCAGGGAUGGAUUCCUCCGCGGCGGUUCCAGAGGCUGAACACAGAACACUGAGGAAGAAGCCGAACUGACCCUGAUCCUCAUCCCGAAAUCCACUAGAAAAUUUUUUUCCUCCUUUAACUGAAAAGCCACCGAGAUCCUUAAAUAGUUCUUAAACACUGGGCAGUCACGUGACCAGACCUGCGGGUCUUUUUAACUGGAUGUGCUCUAUUACUUUUGAAAGUGUAUUGGUCUUGAUGAAGAACGGAAUUAAAAAAAAAAAACAAACAAAAAAAAAAAACAAAAACAAAAAAAAAACGAGCUUAUCUUUUCCAUAUUGUAUUUCCUCCCCAUGUUUUCAAGAACUGGAAGAGAUGGGAAGUGAUUCUUGGUGCUUGUUCAGAAUAGCUUUGUGGCCCUUUAAAGACUGAGAAUUUCCCCUUUAUAUUUUUAGAUGCAUUUUUAAUCAGACCUUCUGGUCUAAAUGACUGUAUGAUUUAUCUAAGGUUACAAAUUAAAGUACUUCUUAGCAACAAUUCACUCUGAGACCAGAAAAAAUCAGGCCAGCUUGUCCUGCUCUCAGCUGUUCGGCACUAUUUUCAUACCAGAGUUUUCAUCUGGUGGGGAAUUUUAGCAGAGCUCAGAUUUAGUCUAAUGAGUUAAUAAGUCAAUUAUUUUAAGCUUUGAUUUUUAAUACCUUCAUUUGGCCUUUUAGCUAUUUUCUUCCCUGGGAUCAUUAUCACUUGUGUUAUUUUUGGCCAAUAUUUUAGACCUCACUGUUUUCUCAAUAAGGUGAUUUUAUUAUCUAUUUACUUAUUUCUGCUCUGACCCAGUGGCCAAGGCACAUAGGGUGUGUAAUACUGGAGCUCCACAGUGAAGGAGGUUUAAUAGAGAUAAAAGCAGUCCAAUCUGGUAAACAUCAAGGCAAGUGAAAACAGAUAAUAACAAGAGCUGCUUGCUGGGAAAUCCUGACUCGAAGGCAGCUGGCAGAGAAAUUCAAGCGGAAGAAAAAAGGAUUUUUUUAAAUGCCAGAGCUGGUCAGAGCUGGCUGAAUCCACAUUUGCUUAGCAAUCAAGAUACUUUGCCAAGCUGCGGCACACCAGAAAAACAAACAAAUGGCUCUGGGGACCUGAGAGAGAAGACACCUGGAACUGGGCAGAUCCGGAUCCAAUUAAGACUCCCUUUCCAACAGGGCAAACACAAGUGUGAAGGACUUACCUCCUACAGAACAUAUGUUGGGUUGCUGGUUUGGUUUUUUCUUUCACUUGUUUUGGUAUGUAUUUAAAGGUAACCCAAAUGGGUUUUAAUUUAAACCUCUCCAUACCCUCUUUCAAGUUUAGCUUGUAGAGACUUUUCCCACUGUUUCAGGUUUGGUCUUCCCCAGGCUCAAGUCUGAGUACUUUUGGGCAGCUCUUUCUAGAUUGCUGUUUCUGGCUCUGACCAACUAGGACAUGCUGAGGUGGGACAGAAGAUAGAGGAGGGAAAUUACAAAUCUAAAAGAGCUCAGUUUGGGGCAAAUAAAAAUCCCAGCUAUUCUGUUAUCCUGCUAUAGUCUGUAGGCAAAAGUACAAGUCAGCUCACUCCAAGUUACUCCGUG
Molecule: messenger RNA, 2137 nt
Organism: Taeniopygia guttata (zebra finch)
Lineage: Eukaryota; Metazoa; Chordata; Aves; Passeriformes; Estrildidae
Source: RefSeq, a predicted model, not a curated record